AAAGUUCAAUUCACGAAGUAAUAUAAGGAGGCUCCACAAGCAUAGAAAGGCGAGUCCAAUUUUCCGGAAAUUAAUUGCUUCAACUAGGAUUAACCUCACUAGCGGUUCCUAGCGGAAAACUCUUUGCUCUUUGAUUUCUCGUGUUUGGGAGUUUUAGUUUUAGUUAUCAAAUUCAAAAUUCGUGAUAUUGAAAUGCCGACGUGCUUUGUACGCGGAUGUAAGUCUUCGGACUAUAAAAAUCAAAAGGAAAACUCAGAGAGAAAAAUUAGUUUAUUUCGUCCAAACAGGGAAGAGGUGUUAAGAAGGUGGCAGGAAAUUGUACCAAAUGGACAAAAUUUGAAAAAACAUCAUGCCAUUUGUGAGCUACAUUUUGAUAAAAAUGAUAUUUUGAGACAUGAUGGAAAUGAAUUUACUUUACCGUCGGUACGUGCACGUUUAAAGGAUGGUGCUACACCCAAAAUUUUUGAAAAAUUUGAAAAGAGUGAAACUACUCCACGUGUGAUUGUAGUAACACAUAAUUUUCCUCAUAAUAACGAUUUUGAAAAAGAAAUUAAUUUUGAUGUAAUUUAUAAAAAUGCUCAUUGUAUACCACUGCCUUCCUGUCACUGGUUCAUGAUGCGAGAAGAGGGCAAAAUCAUAUGGAAUUACUGGAAAGAAGAUUGCUCUGAAGAAAGUGUGCAACUAGUUGUACUUUCUUCGAAUAUGAUAGUGAAGAUUUUUUUGAAAGGAAAGGAGGUACAUGUGGAUAAUAUAAAUUUUGCACAAAAUGUGAAAGAUAUUGCAGAUAUACUGAAGAAGGUGGAAAAUAUUCUACCAUGUGCUAGUGAUGAAUCGGAAUACAGGUCUUUAGAUUGUAAACCCAGUAAAAAAAAAAGUAUAGACAGUAAGGAAAAAGUAUAGACUCAUAGUUUAGUG
Messenger RNA from Leptopilina boulardi, 915 nucleotides. RefSeq lists its product as uncharacterized. The record is from RefSeq and is a predicted model, not a curated record. NCBI's taxonomy places the organism in Eukaryota, Metazoa, Arthropoda, Insecta, Hymenoptera, Figitidae. The coding region runs from base 193 to 900 and encodes 235 amino acids. The transcript is spliced from 5 exons.